This is a messenger RNA of Oikopleura dioica, 633 nucleotides long. The record is from the annotation of a GenBank genome assembly. NCBI's taxonomy places the organism in Eukaryota, Metazoa, Chordata, Appendicularia, Copelata, Oikopleuridae.
AUGUCCUUCGUCCAGAGACAGUUUUCAGUGUCAAGUCAGAGCAGAGAAUCUCAAGGCAGAGACUCGUUAGGCGCCAUGAAGGGCUUUUUCGUCAUUCCAGGUAAAACAAAAACUGCGUCUGCGGACGAUGAGACCGAGACUUCGUCUAUGCUUUUUAACGAAGACGACGAUACGUCUCUAACAAAUGAGCAAACUUUCGCGGAUGAGAUGCUCCACUUGAUGGAAUUCGUCGACAGCUGGACGAGUCUUGAAAUUGGAGACACGAACACUUCCUUUACUGUAAUUGCCUCGAUCGUCCUGGGCGCCAUUUGGAUUUCCGUUCUCUUUUCCUACACUGUCAGAUUUUACUUGACUCACAAGGGCCAGCGAAAGCUGCACAGCCAGGAUAUCCAGAAAAUAUUCGACAAGAAAUACGCCGGCAGACUAGAUGAUCAUACGUCGAUUCUGAAUAAAAUGUGGUCCGAAGAUGCAAUAAGAAGAAUGCAAGAACAACCGAGUGAAACCGCCGGAAGACUAAGUAUUAUUUCCCUGGCGACAAUGGACGUUGCAGACCAGUGGAAAUCGCACUCUGCGCGAUUACGCCGAGCGCAAAGGAAGGUUUCCGCCGUUCGACAAUUUCUCAAAAAAGAUUGA